AUGCGGCCGAUCUUUACAUGCACCUGGCGGAACACAGCAAGACUGAAUGUGACGACCUUUAUUCGCCGUAACAGUAACUGCACGCAGAAUAAAGUAAACUUCAAGAUAGGAAACGCGUUCAUGCUAAGACAAAAGCCAUGGCCCGGACAUACUGACGUAUCAGCAACACGGCUGCGAACUUUGCUUCAGGAUCACUUUCAACGUGUAGACUCGCGUUUGUUCAAAGUUUCUUAUAACAUUCCAUUGGUAUCAAGAUCACAACUACCAAGAAAUGCUAUAUUUUUUCAUCACAAAAUCAUCCCAUCACGAUCGUACUCGACAAACCCUCGCGCACCUAUUCCACGAGAUGGAUUGAAGAUAAUUGCUACUCUUGGUGGUGUGGCUCUUACAGCCAUAUUGUUUCCUACAUUUGUUCUUUUUGCGAUAACCGGUGCUCUUGCGUUCGGUGCCUACAGAUUUUUAAGGAGAAUGUUUGACAUUUAUUCACCUAGCGGACGUUUGUCUAAUAGCUCGAUAGUUUAUCCUCCCGAUACGCCGCUAUCCCGGAUGUUCAAAGAGGCGUUUCGCGGUGAUUUUAUCCAACCUUUCUCUCGUACACAACCGGCAGUUGACCAACUUUACUCUGAAGCAGUUUCCAAGAUUCAGAAAGCGUGUGAGACUAGCUUGAGUGAUCUGAAAUAUGAUCUAGGUUAUUCAAGUCACUUUUCUGCUGUUUUUACAGCACCUUACUCAACAUCCUCUUCAAGCGUGAAUACAUCUGGAUCCUAUGGGAAUUAUCAGAAAAGGGAGAUUGCGAUCGAAUUCAUGGUCAUGGGUGCAACUGAUGAGCAGGGAAUUGUCAGAGCAGUAGGGGAGGUGAAUGGGACUCUAGCGGUGAAGAAAAUUACGGUGGUGAUGAUACCAUCAAGACGUAAAUAUGAUAUACCUCUCAAUGUAGAGGAAGAGGGGCAUGGCGACAUUUUUGAAGCCGAAUACAGAGAUGUGAAAUGA
Molecule: messenger RNA, 990 nt
Organism: Paraglomus occultum
Lineage: Eukaryota; Fungi; Glomeromycota; Glomeromycetes; Paraglomerales; Paraglomeraceae
Source: the annotation of a GenBank genome assembly